This is a messenger RNA of Penicillium chermesinum, 1518 nucleotides long. Its product is annotated as Zn(II)2Cys6 transcription factor domain-containing protein. Gene Ontology annotation, molecular function: DNA-binding transcription factor activity, RNA polymerase II-specific; zinc ion binding. The record is from RefSeq and is a predicted model, not a curated record. The coding region runs from base 1 to 1518 and encodes 505 amino acids. Lineage: Eukaryota; Fungi; Ascomycota; Eurotiomycetes; Eurotiales; Aspergillaceae. Gene Ontology annotation, biological process: regulation of DNA-templated transcription. The transcript is spliced from 3 exons.
AUGAGCGCCACCUCCACUCCUCCGUCAGCGCCUGCACGCAAGCGGGCAGGCAGACCGAAGUCGAAAAAAGGAUGCAUCACGUGCAAGAUCCGGCACGUGAAAUGUGGAGAGGAGAAGCCGGCGUGCAAGCAAUGCACGCUCUCUGGCCGUAGAUGCGACGGGUAUAACGAGGCCACGCAGAAAGAGCUCCGGCAGGAGAUCCUCAAAUCGGUCCCCCGCCGGUCAUGGGCUCCGAGUGCAGACCAUCGCAUAGUGCUGGUUCCUGGGACGGGGCAGGAACGCCAGUAUGUACAUUUCUUCUGCAACGAGACCAUCCGGGCGAUGGCAGGGUUCUUCCCCUCGGAGUUCUGGAACCACCGGCUUCCGGAGCUGAGCUAUCAUUCUCCGGCUGUGAGGCAUGCGGUGGCUGCCGUGGGCGCGAUGCAUGAGCGGCAGCUUCAGGGGAGGCUUGUUUCGGCUUCGACGUGGAGGUUCUUGGAGCAGAUCAAGAGCCCGGAAACUGCAAGCGUGGAACUCAUGCUUGUUCAGUGCUUGUUGUUCGUUUGUCUUGAGAUGCUGAAGGGCAAUAUUGCGCGGGCAAUUGAGCACACGAAGGGGGGACUGCAGAUUCUCACUGGUCAGCUUCGAGAGAACAAGGAGACGGAGCCACAGCGGUCUUUUCACAUGGAUCUUUAUCAGUUCUUCUAUCGGCAGAAUGUUCAAGUGGCUUUGUUCGGUACUGCCAUGACUGAUAUUCACGGGGCUCCGGCGUUUCUGGCCUCUUGUCCAUCGCAUUUCCACAAUAUCAGCCACGCGAGGAACUGCCUUACGCAUUUGAUGAAUCGCGGCCUGGCUUUUUCGGGGAAAUUCCAACUGCCGCCGGUGGAUCUUUCCUCACUGGAGGUAACUGAAGAUGAUAUUCGAAAACAGCAAGCACUACUACAGGAAUGCCGAACAUGGUACCAAGCUAUGCAGAGGCUCCAAGCCAAGUCUGCACGGAGCGCCGAAGUCCACGACCCGAGGGCCCCUUCUGCUAUUCUCUGUUCAUACCAUGCCUCGGUAAUAUGGAUCAGCUGUGCUUUGGCACAGCACGAGAUGUAUUAUGACAAUUACUUCGAAGAUUUCGCAGCCAUUGCCGACCACGCGGAAAACCUGAUCAAGAUCGGUAAAAAGAGCGCCUCAUACAAUAACAUUGAGCUAUUCAACCUUGAUGCAGACGUUUUACCAACGUUAUUCUAUGCCAUGCAACGCUGUCGGUUCCCGUUAUUACGCCGCAGGCUAUUGGCCGUAUACAUGGAGUAUCCUGCGAGAGAAGGCAUGUUCAAUAAAGCCGAGCAUGCGGCUCGGGCGAAAGAUUUGAUAGAGCUUGAAGAAGCGCCGCUGUCACAUCUUCCGGUUGAAGAGAGGUUACCGCAAGAGCAUCAUCGUGUUUUGAAGAAGGCAACGCUGCACUUCAAGACCCAGCGGCCAUCUUCUGUGUGUAUUCGGACGAGACCGGUAGAUGGCGUGAAAGAAGAAUAUCAGGAGUGGCUAGAAUAG